Molecule: messenger RNA, 2729 nt
Organism: Mizuhopecten yessoensis (Yesso scallop)
Lineage: Eukaryota; Metazoa; Mollusca; Bivalvia; Pectinida; Pectinidae
Exons: 1
Coding region: 96-2117 (673 amino acids)
Source: RefSeq, a predicted model, not a curated record
CAAACCGAAGUGAUACUACUGAUUGUUGUCGGUGGCAUUCAGAUUGUAAUGAUAUUUUUUACGUACAGAGACGACAAACCUAAAUUGAUGCAUGCAUGGGUUCUUUUUCAGAGUGUUUCGCGCUGGUGAAAAACCGAGAGGCCUUUGACAGUCGUAGUGAGAUGCCACUUUAUCAUAUGAGCUUCAUUAUACAGACUUUGGUGAGGGAGGAAAAUAUGUUGCCAGACCUAGGUGGUAUAAAGGAAAGAGCCCAAAACCGUGGUCACGUAUGUAGAAACUUUAUCGGAAGCCGAGCCGAGAAACUUAAAGUAUGUCUACAACACCUCAAUGGGGACAAUUCUAUGGGCAUAGAUUGUUGUACAAAGGGAUACCUGUCGUUAUGCGAAUAUAGAUCAGUAGUGAUUAGAAACAAUAUAUUGGCAGUACCCUCAGCAGAAGAGGCAAGAGAUGUCGACUUUGUCAUGAUAGAAACUGAGCCAAUUCGUCCUGGGUAUUUACGGCUCCAAACCUUAUGUCCACAGUCGCACAAGGGACAGACUUAUUGGGUGAAUGAAACCACAGCACUGCUGAAACACACACGGGCAAAACAAACAGAAUACAAGGGUGACAUCGUACACAAAGGAAUAAAGAGUCGGGAUUGGCCGGAAGCUGCAGCCGAAUGGGUAUCACGUGACCGCCCGAGUGGUUGGCCAGGGCAACACGUUAUUGAAUCUGCUGUAGAAGGAGGUUGCCUGGUCAUAUCAAGGUCUCAUGCUCUGUCACACAAACGAGAGGUAGAAUGGCAGCUCGUUUUCCCUCAUGUUGAGACUGUUCUAGCGAAGGAAGCACUGACAGCCGCACAACGCUACUGUCUUUGUGUCUUCAAAAUUCUAGUCGAUUUCCACCUACGUCAAAUCUCUAUCAGACUGAGGACGACAACAUUCAAAACAAUUGUCUACUUUGCCUGUGAAGUGUUGCCAAUUGAUGUAUGGGAACGUAACGCCAGUGGCUGCUUAAUGUACCUAUUGGACAAAUUGUACUUCCAUCUGUCAAAGAAAUGGCUUCCAAAUUACUUCAUUAAAUCCAACAACAUGUACGACCAUCUGUCCAACUUUGAGCCCCUUGCACAGGUGAUAGAUGACAUAAGAACUUACCCAAUUAUGGCAACCUUUUUCCUAGCAGAUCACCAUGACUUGGUGCAGAUAUGGAUGUUUGAUGAUAUCAUAGACGAUAUCAAGAGUUAUAGGAACCACCGUGAUGCACGCCGCAGCUUCCACAAUGUGUUGCUGCCCAAUCUACUGAAGCUAGCCCAAACCUAUAUGCUGAAUGAAUGGUACCCAACUGCUGGCACAGUCUUAAAUGCUGCAUAUCAGGAGAUUUUGGCUGUUGCAGAAGAACACGAAGACGUACCGACAUUCCAAGAUUUCUUGAAGAAAGUCCUAGCAACGGAGGAUAUUGAUGACAGGAAAUAUAUGUACCUUUACAUGGACAGGCAAUACGGCACCAAGCUUCGGAAAACAGAAGGUACAGCUGUACAAAUGACUACGUUUAAGGACAUAGAAGGGAUUGGCGACCUGGAACAGUUUCGCGAUGAACCAAUACCUAAGUCCUGCAUAGGAGACACAGUGCUUCAAAUGCUAUACAUUUUACCGCUCGCAGAACGCCUUGAAAAGAAGAAUAGAUUUUCUGAUGCCAUUUGUCUACUACAGUCUAUUAUCAAGAAAGCAAGGCUGUUCAAAGAGGGGUUUAUGGUCCCAGAUAUCAUCGAUGACCCCACUUUAGAACGAGAAAUUAUCAAACAAACCGAAAUGCCACGAACUCUUGUAAAUGUUUCCCUGAUGGUCAGUUACGAGGUUCUGUUCAAAUGCCUAUCUUCACUUCAUGAAGAAGAUAAAUUUAAGCAACACAUUCAGGACUACGAAGAUAUUUGUUAUGAGCUGGAACACUAUGAAGCAUUAAAAGAAGUGGCUGAUAUUUGGGAGAGCUUUGGAGACAAUGAAAGGGCAAAGACACUGAGAGAGGAAGUCACACGAUGCAAACAUGAGAAGACAGAAAAGAUCGCUAAAACUGUUGUAUCAAUUUUAUCAGGUUCUGCUGGAACUGGUUUGAACGCCUUCCUACGCAAUUCGAUCCCGUAGGACUCCUGAAGGUACUGAUCAUCGAACGAUGUUAUCCAGUUCUCAUUCCUUUAACGAUUUAUAUACUAUUUUUCCCCUAUUCAAGAUUUGUUUUACUAGAGCAAAAGUAAGGCAAUGAUCUUUGACAUUCACGAAUGUGCUUAAUCUCAAUGGUUUUAAUAUCCGGACGCAGUUGUUUCAUGCGUCGUAGCUAUAUAUAUAGUUGAAUGGGUCAUUAACUCCAUUUUCUAAAUGUGACUGAGGAAUAACUAAUAUUUUACUGGUUAUAUUAUUAUGACUCAUACACAUGUAGAAUUGUGGUGUUUACAUAAAUUUGCAAACCUCGUCAGUUGGUGUUGUUUCUGAAAUUAUCACAUCUUGAAAAUAAUUAGCGAAAGUUUAGUUAAUUACAUUAUAAUGAUAAUGCAGUUGCACAAAAACUUGCAAAAUCAUAUGGAACCCAUCAGCCAAUCAGAUCGCAGCAAUUUCAUGAAAUAUGCAGACUUUUCUGACCAUAGAACUUAAGCAAGCGAAAGAUAGAACGUAUACCGAGCAACUUUUGUUUUGGUAUUAAUUUCUUCAUAGAAUAACACAUUUAAUUGUUGGUUAUAUGGAGGGCAGUUUCCUGAAACU